AUGAAGCCGUCGCCACGCAGAGUAACUGUAGUUUUUGAAUCUAUCUCACAUGCUUGGGAGAGUAUGGAACAUCCGGAUCCUUGGGGCUUUCAGCUUCAUUCGAUCACGCAGAUUGAGCGAUCUACAUCUUCCAAUCAGGUAGUGUGGCUCUUCUAUGACUAUACCUCCCUUUAUCAGUAUGGCGAGCGGACGGAGCUACAGGAACAUCUCUUCCGACAAGCACUUGAUCAUAUGCACACCUUGUAUGCGCAUGAAGCAGUCAAGGUUCACAUUCUUGAUGAGCUUACACCAGCCACAUGGAAGCAUCAGGGCUCGAUUCAAGCAUACUCUGAACGAGGACGUGCAGUGCUGGCAAUGUCUAUUGAUCAGCUCAAGCUGAAUACUACGCCCUACAUGCUACGAGGAUGGUGUCAGGCGGAGAUGCAGUGGGCAAGCCUAAGGAUCUCACUGGAAAGAUCAUUCCCUCUGCCGCCAGAGCUGUUCCGGAAAAGGGUGGAUGAAUUAGGCCUCCAAUUCACACAUCAAGACGACAAAGAACUAGUGAUGAAGCUCCAGCAAAAGGUAUUUGAGGAAAAAGUCUUGAGUACUAGACAGCUUGAAGUGGCCGGGAAUCUUAACGAGGAGGCACUUGAAGUCCUUUGUGCGGCCUUGCCUUUUUACAAAGAGCUUGAUGAGAUUGUCGUAAAUGGCAACAGGCUCUCAGGAAGUGCAGCAGUGGCCGUGGUGCGGACCCAAGCGAAGUUCCUGCAGAUGGAGUCGUGUGGGCUGAAGGAUGAAGAUGUGGAGCGUUUGGUGCUGGAAUGGAAGUCUUCCCGAGCAGAGAAGAUCUAUACUUGGCGAACAACGACUUUGGCCACAAGGGUUUUCAAGCUCUGA
Durusdinium trenchii is the source of this 876-nucleotide messenger RNA. Lineage: Eukaryota; Dinophyceae; Suessiales; Symbiodiniaceae. The record is from the annotation of a GenBank genome assembly.